This is a messenger RNA of Amphimedon queenslandica, 2831 nucleotides long. RefSeq names its product gamma-tubulin complex component 3 homolog. Gene Ontology annotation, molecular function: gamma-tubulin binding; microtubule minus-end binding. Gene Ontology annotation, cellular component: microtubule organizing center; spindle pole; gamma-tubulin complex. The transcript is spliced from 25 exons. Lineage: Eukaryota; Metazoa; Porifera; Demospongiae; Haplosclerida; Niphatidae. Bases 72 to 2690 code for a protein of 872 amino acids. The record is from RefSeq and is a predicted model, not a curated record. Gene Ontology annotation, biological process: microtubule nucleation; mitotic cell cycle; meiotic cell cycle.
UUGAUUGACCAAUCAAAAUACAGAUUCAAGUCCUUUUCGCGGGUAAUUAACCAACUGAUAAAUCAGAUAAAAUGGCCAAGACUAGCUCCACUCGCCCUCUCUCUUCCUCCUCUUCCUCAGGGCUGGUCCCUGACCUCUUGCACCGCUUGUGUACUAAUUUUGUGAAGGAGCAAGAUCAGAUUAAUAAGCUGUACAAGCUCUGUCUUAAUAUUAUUUCAAGUAAUGUUACUCAAGGCGUGGUGUCUGACGAGUUCCGACUCUGCCAGAGAAUACAAAAGAAGAUGGUUUUGAGGCAAAGAGAGGCAGAUGCUCUUAGAUUUUCUGAGUUGCACAGACAAAUGAAAUCACAAGGUUUUGUAAAGGACACUAUAGCAUUGUUACAGUUCUUUUAUGUUCUGUCUGAAGAUGGCGAGAAGACAUCAGGAGAAAUCAGAGAUACUUUUCUAAUGGAGUCAAUGAAUCUGCCAGCUGCACUAUUACCAUCAUCUUAUAAUCCAAAAGGACAAGGUGUCCCUAAGAAGAAGUUCCAUUCUUCAACUCCACACAGUGUCUCCUUCAGUUCAAGUGGUUUAGGGAGCAGCUGGAGAUCAGAUCCUCCGUCAACAAUAAGAGGACACCACUCAACCAUAAAUGCAAGUGAUUCCAGUGUUAUGCUAAAAGAUCAGAGCACUUCAACUUCAGUACGUCAUCCUCCACCUACUUCAAUUAGGAUACCAGUGUUUGAUCCAACUGAGUCAGAAUUACCAGAAGAUGCUUUAGUUCAGGACCUUCUCUUUGUGUUUCAAGGCAUCGACGGAAAGUACCUAUCAAUGAAGAAAGGACCUGAAGGAUUUAGAAUACCCAAUGAAUUAAUGGUACAUCCAGCCCACUUGGAGCAUUGUUAUAAGCUAGCCGAGUUAGGCUGGCUCCAUCAUAAAAUCAAGGCAUACAUUGACAUGAGGAAACAAGACUUUUCCCUUGGCCUGGUUGUACAGAGUUUCCUCUCAGCUCUCUCUCUCGAGCUGACCGAGUACUACCGUCUCGUUGCUGUACUGGAGGCACAACUCUCGGCUGAUCAGGAGUCAUCUGGUCAUGUUACCUCUGAUAAACUGAGUCUCCGAAGACUAGUGGUAUGGACCAGAGAACCUCUUGAGAAACUAAGAACCCUCGCCAUACUGGUCGAUGGGUGUAAAAACGUGAGAGGAGGUGCACUAUUGUCUACAUUGUAUUUAUAUGCUCAGCAUGGAGACCCCGAAGUAAUGAGACUUGUGAAGCACUUGCUGAAUCAAGUGUACAGACCAAUCAAUACUCUAUUGAAUGCCUGGGUGUUUGAAGGACAGCUCCAAGAUCACUACAAUGAAUUUUUCAUUUUGGCUGAUUUGAAGGCUUCAGAUGAUAGGCUGUGGCAUGGAAAGUACACCAUAAGGUCUAACAUGUUGCCCAAGUUUAUACCAGAAAGCCUAGCUAGAAAAAUAUUAACCGUUGGGAAGUCUAUUAGUUUCCUUCGUCAGAAAUGCAACGAUCAAACUGAACUAUUCACACCUUCACAGAAGAACUGGUUCAAGAAAGGUGAUUGUACAUUUGAUACAAUGACUGGUGAUCCCCUCUCACACAUUAUUAAUAUCACUUACAGGGACACUAGCAAAUAUUUAUUAAAUAUACUUAACACGCAGUAUCACUUAAAGGACCAUCUUGGGGCAUUCCGCAAGUAUCUGCUAUUAGGUCAGGGAGACUUUAUUAAGCACUUGAUGGACAUUAUUGAACGUGAGCUUGCUAAACCAGCCACCAGCUGCUACGUACACAAUUUAACCGCCAUAUUGGAAUCAGCCAUCAGAGCCACUAAUGCACAGUAUGAUGAACAAGACGUCCUCAGCAGGCUUGAUGUCCAAUUGCUUGAUGCUUCACCUGGUGAUACUGGCUGGGAUGUGUUUAGUCUUUUGUAUAGAGUUGAUGGUCCUAUUAGCACUGUGUUUACUCCUGAUACUAUGCUUCGUUAUCUUCAAAUAUUUAAUUUCUUGUGGAGAGCAAAGAGGAUAGAGUUCAUACUGGCUGGUAUGUGGCGUAAACAAAUGAACCAUCAGAAGCAACUCAGAAACAUACCAGAUUUCCAUGUUUGUCUUCACCAAUGUCAGUUAAUUACAGGCGCUUUAAUUCAUUUUAUUUCUCAAUUACAGUAUUACAUCAUGUUCGAGUGUUUGGAGUGUUCUUGGGCCGAGUUAUUGAAGUGCAUUGAUGGUGCUGUUGAUCUUGAUGAAGUUAUAACUGCUCAUUCAAAGUUCCUUGAUGUCAUUGUAACACGCUGUCUCCUUGAUCCUGCAUCACAGCCCCUACUAACUCAACUAAGGACACUGUUUGAUCGUAUUGUUGAAUAUCAGAACAAGCAGGACAGCAUGUUUGCAGCAUUUCUAACUGAAACUGAGAGAAGAAAGCAAUAUGAGCUUACUAAAGAAAGCAGAGCAGAUCAAGGAUUAUGGGCAGAGACACAGGAUGAGACUGAGAGAGAGUACCAGCUCAGAGAUGAGUUCUAUCAGUCCGUCAUAUUAGACUACCAGUCACAAUUCACUAUACUAGAACACUCCUAUAACGAUACUCUGAAGAGCUUCUUGGAACGUGUGUCAGAUCAUCUAGACGAGAGUCUACAGUUCUUGGCUCGCCGCCUUGACUUCAACAGGUUUUACAGAGGAACAGAAACUGUAUCACUCUUAAUGUAACAAAUACCAUAUCAUUAACAAGAGUACAUAUUACUGAAAUUAACAGUAAUUUAUUAUCUGUUCAGUGUCCAGUAUGAGCUCACAUUAUUCAUUAGUAUUGAAUUUACAGAUAUCAGUUAAAAGUGACGUCUGUUUUAUAAA